Molecule: messenger RNA, 2274 nt
Organism: Ochotona curzoniae (black-lipped pika)
Lineage: Eukaryota; Metazoa; Chordata; Mammalia; Lagomorpha; Ochotonidae
Gene: LOXL4
Product: lysyl oxidase like 4
Exons: 14
Coding region: 1-2274 (757 amino acids)
Biological process (GO): peptidyl-lysine oxidation
Cellular component (GO): membrane
Molecular function (GO): copper ion binding; protein-lysine 6-oxidase activity
Source: RefSeq, a predicted model, not a curated record
AUGAUGUGGUCCCUACCAACCACCUUGCCCCUGUUCCUGCUGCUGCUGCUAAACCAAGCCCCUCCUAGCAAUCCACAGUCACUGGGCACAGCAAAGCUCCGGCUGGUGGGCCCAGGGAGCAGGCCAGAGGAGGGCCGCCUGGAGGUGCUGCACCAGGGCCAGUGGGGGACAGUGUGCGAUGAUGACUUCGCCCUCCAGGAGGCCACAGUGGCCUGCCGCCAACUGGGGUUUGAGGCUGCCUUGACCUGGGCCCACAGUGCCAAGUAUGGCCAAGGGGAAGGACCCAUCUGGCUGGACAACGUGCGCUGUUUGGGCACAGAGAGCUCCCUGGACCAGUGUGGGUCUAACGGCUGGGGUAUCAACGAUUGCAGCCACUCAGAAGAUGUUGGGGUGGUGUGCCACCCCAAGCGCCAGCGAGGCUACUUUUCUGAGAAGGUCUCCAAUGCCCUUGGGCCCCAGGGCCGGCGGCUGGAGGAGGUACGGCUCAAGCCCAUCCUUGCUAGUGCCAAGCGGCGCGUUCCAGUGACCGAGGGUGCCGUGGAGGUGAAGUACGAGGGCCACUGGCGGCAGGUGUGUGACCACGGCUGGACCAUGAACAACAGCAGGGUGGUGUGUGGGAUGCUGGGCUUCCCCAGCGAGGUGCCUGUCAACAGCCCCUACUACAGGAAAGUCUGGAAUCUGAAGAUGAAGGAUCCCAAGUCUAGGCUGAAGGGCCUGUCGAGUAAGAAUUCCUUCUGGAUCCACCGAGUAAACUGUCAGGGCACAGAGCCUCACAUGGCCAACUGCCAAGUGCAGGUGGCUCCACCGCGGGACAAGCUGCGGCCGGCCUGCCCAGGAGGCAUGCAUGCUGUGGUCAACUGUGUGGCAGGGCCCCGCUUCCGCUCCGCAAAGGCAAAGCCUCGGCGCAAGGAGUCCAGGGAAGAGGAGCUGCGGGUGCGCCUGCGCUCCGGGGCCCAUGUGGGUGAGGGCCGAGUGGAAGUGCUCCUGAACCGCCAGUGGGGCACAGUUUGUGACCACAGGUGGAAUCUCGUGUCUGCCAGCGUCGUGUGCCGGCAGCUUGGCUUUGGCUCAGCUCGAGAGGCUCUCUUUGGGGCCCAACUGGGCCAAGGGCUGGGGCCCAUCCACCUGAGCGAGGUGCGCUGCAGAGGAUACGAGCGUACCCUCAGUGACUGCCUGGCCCUCGAAGGGUCCCAGAAUGGCUGUCAACAUGAGAACGAUGCUGCCGUCAAGUGCAACAUCCCCGACGUGGGUUUCCAGAACCAGGUGCGCCUGGCUGGUGGGCGUAGCCCUGAAGAAGGCAUCGUGGAGGUACAGGUGGAGGUGAACGGUGUCCAGCGCUGGGGAACUGUGUGCAGUGACCACUGGGGACUCAGUGAAGCCAUGGUGGUCUGCCGACAGCUUGGCCUAGGUUUUGCCAACCAUGCCAUCAAGGAUACCUGGUACUGGCAGGGGAGCCCAGGGGCUGGAGAAGUGGUGAUGAGUGGGGUGAGCUGCCUGGGCACAGAGCAGGCUCUGCAGCAGUGUCAGAGGCACGGCCCAGUGCACUGCUCCCAUGGCAGCGGGCGCUUCUCAGCUGGAGUCUCCUGCACCAACAGUGCUCCGGACCUGGUGAUGAACGCCCAGCUAGUACAGGAGACAGCCUACCUGGAAGACCGUCCGCUCAGCCUGCUGUAUUGUGCCCACGAGGAGAAAUGCCUCUCCCAGUCGGCUGACCACAUGGACUGGCCGUACGGGCACCGACGACUACUGCGCUUCUCAUCCCAGAUUUACAACUUGGGCCGAGCUGAUUUCCGUCCCAAGACUGGCCGCCACAGCUGGAUUUGGCACCAGUGCCACAGGCACUACCACAGCAUCGAGGUCUUCACCCACUAUGAUCUACUCACUCUCAAUGGCUCCAAGGUGGCUGAGGGGCACAAAGCCAGCUUCUGUCUAGAAGACACAAACUGUCCAACAGGACUGCAGCGGCGCUAUGCAUGUGCCAACUUUGGAGAACAGGGAGUGACUGUCGGCUGCUGGGAUACCUACCGGCAUGACAUCGAUUGCCAGUGGGUGGAUAUCACGGACGUGGGUCCGGGGGACUAUAUCUUUCAGGUGGUUGUGAACCCCAAAUAUGAGGUGGCAGAGUCCGAUUUCUCCAACAAUAUGAUGCGAUGUCGCUGUAAAUAUGAUGGACACCGGGUUUGGUUGCACAACUGCCACACAGGAGAUUCAUACCGAGCCAAUGCAGAGCUCUCCCUGGAGCAGGAACAGAGACUCAGGAACAACCUCAUCUGA